GUGUUGCGGUCCCCACUGAGCUGCACACAGCUGACUGAAGCGGAGUCAGCUCGGUUCACCCAGCGGGCAGCAGCAGCAGCAGCAGCAGCAGCAGCCAGCGGCCUCCAUUUUAACUCCGACGCCGAGCCAUACCUCACGUGUCCUGGGCUGUCUCUCUCACAUGACCCGAGUGUUUGUUCCCGUGAUCAGCACUUCCAUCUCCGUCUGUGACACCGAAUAUCACUUUUUAUACUAACACUGAUGGAUAUGCUCGAACAGAGUUUGGACACCGCAAGCCAAGAAAAGCAAGAAGAAGAGGUUGUCCACACAUCUGAAGACGGAACAGGAGAAGAGCAGACAGCUGUUACUAUAGCCAGUGUUCAGCAGGCUGCAGCAUUUGGUGACCAUAACAUACAGUAUCAGUUUCGCACUGAGGGUGGUCAGGUGACGUAUCGUGUUGUUCAGGUGACUGACCAGAACCUUGACGGAAGAGAUGAUGGGGGAGGAGCGGUGAGUGUCGUCUCUACAGCCGCCUUCGCCGGGGCUCCUCAAGCCGUGGCUCAGGCUGUGAUCCAAAACCCUUUCAGUAAUGGAGGAAGCCCAGCAGGAGAGGCGGUGGGAGGGGAGACGCGCUUCGCUUACUUCCCCGCAACCGCGGUGAGCGACGGAACUGUGUCUGUGCAGGCUGCCACGGACCCCACACUCACACAGGCGGGGGGUCAGUUUUAUGUGAUGAUGACCCCCCCUGAUGUAAUUCAGACAGGCACUCCACGAACCAUCGCACCCCGCACACAGCCCUACCCCGCAGAGGAAAACGAGCUGCUGCAGCAUGAAGGUUUAAACUGGAAAAUGGAUGGACCGCGAACACCAAGAGAUGAAAGGAGAAGAGCGCAACAUAAUGAAGUUGAGCGGCGGCGAAGAGACAAGAUCAACAACUGGAUUGUCACGCUUUCCAAGAUCAUCCCAGACUGCAGUAUGGACAGCACCAAGACUGGAGCAAGCAAAGGAGGCAUCCUGUCCAAAGCUUGUGAUUACAUCCGUGAGCUGAGGCAGAGCAACCAGCGACUGCAGGAGAGUCUGAAGGAAGUGGAGAGGAUACAAGUGGACAAUGAGUUGUGCAGGCAGCAGAUUGAAGAGUUGAAGAAUGAGAAUGCUUUGCUCCGAGCGCAACUCCAGCAACACGGCAUCGAGAUGGUUGGAGAGACACCACCGCAGUGAAGCAGAGACAAAAAAAAAAACAGGGAGGGGCACUACCACCCAGGCAUACAACCGAUGCUGUGGAAAAGAUGGCGAGAAGAUCAAAAAAAAGGACUUGUGAAGAUCACUUUCUGGGUCCCCAGGUUGCGAUCCCUUCACUGGCCAAUUGUGGCUGUACUUGACUGUUCCAAUCCUAUUGAGAUAACCACCUGUUACAACCCGGUAGAAAUGUGCUCCAAGAAAAUAUACCCACUGACCACCAUCAGAGUGCUUUGCUAGCACCAGCUUUGAAAGAGAACCUCUUCUGAACUCCUCCCUUGUUUUGUAUUUAUGUAGCCUCACUCAUGGACUAUGAUGUUUUUCAUUUAAUUUUGUUACCCGUCAGUGUAUUUUCCCCCCAAAUUAUUAAUUUUGACUUAGUUCAUGCUUUUAUUCUGUUUGUGUUUUUGAGUUCUGUAUUAAUAUGUUGUUUUUAGCUGCUUUAAUUUAUUAGUCUGCUUGCUGACACAAGCCUUGAUGGAGACCAGUUACAUUGAAGCUCAUGCACCCCAGAGAAGCAGAUUGAAUUUUAAGUGAGAAAACAUCAAAGUAUGCAAAACAUUAUGAUUGUACAGACAGAAAUAAUGUGACACACAUAGCUUACCUACACCCAAAGAUGAACAAGGCGCUGUGCUGGUCUAUGCUUCUGGGCUGAUUUAUGUAAAUAUGACUUCUCAUGUUUUAAUACAGAUGUUACAGAAUGUUAGAGCAGAUUAUCUCUGGGAGUAAACAAUCAAUAACUCAUUAACUUCA
Messenger RNA from Morone saxatilis (striped sea-bass), 1968 nucleotides. RefSeq names its product upstream stimulatory factor 2. Gene Ontology annotation, biological process: regulation of transcription by RNA polymerase II. Gene Ontology annotation, molecular function: DNA-binding transcription factor activity, RNA polymerase II-specific; protein dimerization activity; RNA polymerase II cis-regulatory region sequence-specific DNA binding. The record is from RefSeq and is a predicted model, not a curated record. The coding region runs from base 241 to 1197 and encodes 318 amino acids. Lineage: Eukaryota; Metazoa; Chordata; Actinopteri; Moronidae. The transcript has 11 exons.